AUGAGGAUCUGGUGGCUCCUGCUUGUUACUGGAAUCUGCACAGGGAAUGUGAACUCACAGGACACAUGCAGGCAGGGGCACCCUGGCAUCCCUGGAAAUCCCGGUCACAAUGGUUUGCCUGGAAGAGAUGGACGAGAUGGAGCAAAGGGUGACAAAGGGGACACAGGAGAACCAGGACAUCCUGGUGGUCCAGGGAAGGAUGGAAUGAAUGGAGAGAAAGGAGAACGAGGAGCAGACGGAAAAGUUGAAGCAAAAGGCAUCAAAGGCGAUCAAGGCUCAAGAGGAUCCCCGGGGAAACAUGGGCCAAAGGGAUUUGUUGGUCCCAUGGGAGAGAAAGGCCUCAGAGGAGAGACUGGCCCUCAAGGGCAAAAGGGGGAGAAAGGGGAUGUGGGUCCUACUGGUCCAGAGGGGUUCAAAGGCAACACUGGAACUUUGGGCCCCACUGGCCCACCUGGCCCGAUAGGCCCCAUUGGAAAGCCUGGUCCCAAGGGAGAUGCUGGACCCUUGGGGCCCCAGGGCGAGCCAGGAGUCCGGGGAGUGAGAGGCUGGAAAGGGGAUCGAGGAGAAAAAGGGAAAAUUGGUGAGACUCCAGUCUUGCCCAAAAGUGCUUUCACUGUGGGGCUCACAGUGCUGAGCAAGUUUCCUUCCUCAGAUGUACCCAUUAAAUUUGACAGAAUCCUGUAUAACGAAUUCAACCAUUUCGAUAUAGCUACGGGGAAAUUCACUUGCCACAUUGCUGGGGUCUAUUACUUCACCUACCACAUCACUGUUUUCUCCAGGAACGUUCAGGUAUCUUUGGUCAAAAAUGGAGUAAAAAUACUGCACACUAAGGACGGUUACACGAGCUCUGAGGACCAGGCCUCGGGCGGCACUGUCCUGCAGCUGAAGCUUGGGGACGAGGUGUGGCUGCAGGUGACAGGAGGGGAGAGGUUCAAUGGCUUGUUUGCAGAUGAGGACGACGACACAACUUUCACAGGUUUCCUUUUGUUCAGCAGCUCAUGACAGGGAAGCGUUUAUAAAGCUGCGUCACCAUCCAUCAGAAUGAGGUUGGUGAAGAUGUGAUUAGAUAAUUUUACUAUAUUAAUUACUCUCAUUAUUAUAAUAAUCAUUAAAAGGUGAAA
Diceros bicornis minor is the source of this 1121-nucleotide messenger RNA. It is a transcript of the gene C1QTNF9, whose product is annotated as C1q and TNF related 9. NCBI's taxonomy places the organism in Eukaryota, Metazoa, Chordata, Mammalia, Perissodactyla, Rhinocerotidae. The transcript has 3 exons. The record is from RefSeq and is a predicted model, not a curated record. Gene Ontology annotation, molecular function: protein binding. The coding region runs from base 1 to 1002 and encodes 333 amino acids.